Messenger RNA from Ictalurus punctatus (channel catfish), 2912 nucleotides. RefSeq lists its product as uncharacterized. The transcript has 7 exons. NCBI's taxonomy places the organism in Eukaryota, Metazoa, Chordata, Actinopteri, Siluriformes, Ictaluridae. The coding region runs from base 1032 to 2000 and encodes 322 amino acids. The record is from RefSeq and is a predicted model, not a curated record.
UGAGAAGAUUGUGUGUGCUGCGAUUACGUGUGAGGAUGAGGUUGAGCUGUGAAUAUUAUUAAUUAUUAAUUAUGAAUUACUAAUAAUAUUUCGAAUCAUUUUCACGAGCACUAAACUUUACAAGCAGUGUGUAAUUUAGAGUUGUGCCUCUAUAGAUUAACUGUAAUGUGAUUUUACACUAAAUCCUUUUUACAAGUGAGAGAAAAAUGAACACCAGAUUUUACUCCCACCAACAGUGACGUCCUACUGAGUGAUAUAAUCACAGACAGCAUUCCAGAGUUUAAAGGAAAUCAGGGAAAUAACACUAACCUUGUGGUUCUUUCCUUCCUCUAAUUUCCAUAUCAUUCUUUAUUAAAUAAAAAAUAAAAUACAAUUUAAUAUAAUAAUAAUAAUAAUAAUAAUAAUAAUAAUAAUAAUAAUAAUAAAACCAGGCAGAUCUUAGUGUUUAAGAGUGUCACUGCAGUGAGUGCUCAUAAACCUCUGGACAUUAACUUACAUAACAAACAAAGGUAUCUACAAAGACCUGAGCUGCCCUACCAGGGAAGUGCUAGCUCAGCGGUUAAGACGGUGGAAUUCUGAUGGGAAGGUUGAGAGUUCAAAUCCCAGCACUGCCAAACUGCCACACUGCCACUGUUGGGCGCUUGAGCAAAGCGCUUAGCCCUCAACUGCUCAGCUGUAUAAGUGAGAUAAUUGUAAGUCACUCUGGAUAACGGCGUCUGCCAAAUGCUGCAAUGUAAUGUAAUGUAACUGAAAAAACAACCAAAAAAAGGGGCAAAAAGUGAACAUAUACAUCAACUUAACAAAGUAAACAGUAUGUCUGAAAGAACUCUGGGAGGUGCUCAUGCAGAUCUGCAUCACUGACGGAUACAGCACUGUGAGAAAAGAGGAAAUGACAGACUUGAUAAAGCUGAAAGACAGCAGACUGCAAAUAGAAAUGAGAAUCAGUAGGACUUUCCUCCUUGAGACAGACAGAGCACAUUUCAAUAGACGUAAAGGAGUAGAAGUGACGUGACGCUGAAUUUCAUUCCACGAUGAAGAUCCUCCUCAUCUUCAUCCUCUGCCUUCUCUCAGGUCCAGUAGACUGCUCCGAUGUGACUGGUUACUCAGGAGGAAGUGUCCUUAUGAUAUCUAACAUCAACUGGUACACAAGCAAUAGUAAAUAUAUUUGUAAGGUGAAAGGAAACGACUGCAUCGAUAUAAUACGUGCUGAGACCAAACGCCACCAAACACAAGAAGGAAGAUUUAAAUUGUAUUCAAACACAGAUAACUUAUUCCUGGUACUGAUCAGAAAGCUGAAGCCACAGGAUGCUGGAACAUACAGAUUUGGAUUGGAGAAUCAGAGCAACGCCACUGUGAACCUAAAAGUUGUUAAUGAUUCUUGUUGUGCUGGGACAAAAUUAAAGACCGCUUUUGUUGGGCAGAAUAUCACCACCACAUGUAGCUAUCCAGGGGAGUAUGAGAGUAACAUCAAGUAUGUCCUCAAACUGGAUGACGACAUGAAUAUUGAACGAGUUCUCGAUACUGAGACAAAACUUCAGAACGGAAGAUUCUCCAUUUCUGAUGACAAAAGUGCUAAAGUUCUCAGAAUGAACCUCAGCGAUGUGAGAGAAGCUGAUGGAGUAUUUUAUAUUUUUGGAGUGUGGAAAGAUGGGUCAGUCAGAUAUUACUCCUACUUUACAGAGAUUCAGCUGCAUGUAACAGGAUUGAGCACGAGCAUUCAACCAACAACAACAACAGGCACCGACAUGACGACCUCAGCAGCACUGACAGAAACUGCAUCUGCAGUGUGUUUCAGUUCCUCUGCCAUCAUCAUCGGUGUGUGUGUCUGUGUGGCUCUGCUGCUGAUUGGAGGAUUUGCACUGAUGAUCUACAAACUGAGACACAAGAGAACACAAGAUUAUACACCUUCAUCCAAGAGUAAAGACAAUAAACCAGUUACUUCUGAUCAUAACACCGAUUCAGCUCAUUUGUACGAAAAUUUCAGAAUGAGCUCAAUAUGAAUCUGCACCAGGACACAAACCAAUCAGACUGUUGAGCUGUUAUUCUUACUGUUCUGAGCUGCCUCGUAGUGCCUCAACUCCCAAUGCUGUAGUGUCUCUCUUCACCUCUUUAUAGGACUGAAACCUAAAAAACAAUGCUGAUCCUAAAUCCAUGCCAGUUUGAUCAGGUGCAGUUUCUGGAGGACUGCUAGCCAGUUUCUCUCUCUCUCUCUCUCUCUCUCUCUCUCUCUCUCUCUCUGUCUCUCUGUCUCUCUGUCUUUCUCUCUCUCUCUGUCUUUCUCUCUCUUUUUCUCUCUCUCUCUAUCGCUCUCUCUCUCUCUCUCUCUGUCUCUCUGUCUCUCUGUCUUUCUCUCUCUCUCUCUGUCUUUCUCUCUCUUUUUCUCCCUCUCUCUAUCGCUCUCUCGUUCUCUGUCUUUCUCUCUCUUUCUCUCUCCCUUGCUCUCUUUCUCUCUCUCUAUCGCUCUGUCUCUCUCUCUCUAUCGCUCCCUUUGUUUCUUGUAGUUUUUACAUUUGUUUAGUUAAAGAUAAAGUGAUGAUUGUGAGCAAUUAUAAUAUUAUAAUAAUAUUAUUAUUAUUAUUAUUAUUAUUAUUAUUAUUAUUGUUGUUGUUAUUAUUAUUAUUGUUGUAAUGAUUACUUAAUUAAUUGUUUCUUAAGUAGUUAUCCAUUUUAUAUCAUGACAUUACUGUGCUUUAUUCUGAUCUGUUAUAGGAGUUACUUUAUUACAGUUUAAAUAUGAACCCAUUUAGUGCUGAGAUCUCGUUCAACACAUCGUACGCUCUGUUUCGAUUACGCUGUUGAGGCUUAAGAAGGAGAGCUAUAUUCCAAAUAACUGUCUAUAUCUAAUUGUGUAUUUCUGUUAUAUGUCAGUGAAAUUCUCUAUAUCAAUAAAAACACACUUCCUGUCCUUUAAA